CCCGGCGGAAACAUGGCGACGCCCAGGCCGUGCCACGCAGACUUCCGCCCCGCGCGGAGAUUGAGGGCUGGUGGAGGGUCGCUCCGCAGGUGAAGUCGUGACGAGCGGUGUGGAGCUUCAGCCCACUUGCAUCCAGCCUCGAGCCCGACAGGGGGUGUUUGGAGAGAGGGCGACAUGUCGGAAGGAAACGCCGCUGGUGAGCCCAGCACUCCAGGAGGGACGCGACCCGUCCUGCCUGGGUCCCGGGGACUUAUCGGGCGGCGACCCGCACCCGCUCUCCCACCAGGCCGCCUUCCCUCCAUGCGCUCCAGGGACCUCACCCUCGGGGGAGUCAAGAAGAAAACCUUCACCCCAAAUAUCAUCAGUCGGAAGAUCAAGGAAGAGCCUAAGGAAGAAGUAACCGUGAAGAAGGAGAAACGUGAGCGGGAUAGAGACCGCCAGCGGGAGGCCCAUGGACGAGGUCGGGGCCGUCCCGAAGUGAUCCAGUCCCACUCAAUUUUUGAGCAGGGCCCUGCGGAAAUGAUGAAGAAAAAAGGGAACUGGGAUAAGACGGUAGAUAUGUCGGACAUUGGACCCUCUCAUAUCAUCAACAUCAAAAAGGAGAAGAGGGAGACGGAUGAAGAAACCAAGCAGAUCCUGCGCAUGCUGGAGAAGGAUGACUUCAUCGAUGACCCUGGACUGAGGAAUGACACAAGAAACAUGCCUGUACAGCUGCCACUGGCUCACUCAGGGUGGCUUUUUAAGGAAGAGAAUGAAGAGCCCGAUGUUAAGCCCUGGCUUGCUGGUCCCAAGGAGGAGGACAUGGAGGUGGAUGUACCUGCUGUGAAAGCAGUGAAAGAGGAGCCUCGAGAUGAAGAGGAGGAGGUCAAGACGAAGGCUCCUCCCAAGGCAGCUAGGAAGACCCCAGGCCUCCCAAAGGACAUGUCUGUGGCAGAGCUGCUCCGGGAGCUGAGCCUCACCAAGGAUGAGGAGCUGCUGUUCCUCCAGCUGCCGGACACCCUCCCCGGUCAGCCACCCACUCAGGAUAUCAAGCCUGUCAAGACAGAGGUGCAAGGCGAGGAUGGACAGAUGGUAGUCAUAAAGCAGGAAAAAGACCGGGAAGCCAGGUUGGCAGAGAACUCUUGUACCUUAGCUGACCUGACUGAGGGCCAAGUUGGCAAGCUGCUCAUCCGCAAGUCAGGGAAGGUACAGCUCCUCCUGGGCAAGGUGACUCUGGACGUGACCAUGGGAACCACUUGUUCCUUCCUGCAGGAGCUGGUGUCUGUGGGCCUUGGAGACAGUAGGACAGGAGACAUGACAGUCCUGGGACACGUGAAGCACAAACUUGUCUGUUCGCCUGAUUUUGAAUCCCUCUUGGAUCACAAACACCGGUAAAAUGAACAGAUGGAGGAGGAUGGCGACUGUGCCCACGGCUGCCACCUGCUCCAGACGUUUUGUUCUCGAAUCCAUGUGACCCAGAAGGGGCCUGUGGAGCCCACCCACUCCAGCCUUCAGCUGCUGUCAUCUCAGUUUCCCCCACACAGCUCCCUCCCAUGGCAGCUGUGAACUGCACAAUGACCUUCCUGCGGACGGAUACAGAUGGCACAUCCUUGCUCCUGGGGACCUGUCCCUGCUAUUUAUUUUUAUAUUUAUGUCUUAAUCUCCUCAGUUAACUGCGUCCUCCCAAGGUAGGUUUCAUAGGCCCCUUAUCUUGGGGUGCUCAGGCUGCAGAGGUGGGAACAGUGUGGCUUCUGUCCUUCCCAGAGGCGGACAGGAGAGAGCAGUGUGGAGUCUGAGACCUAAGCACUCAGCCCCAGAUCAUGAGUUCCUCAUUCUGGGCCCUUGGACAAACUAUGUGACCUUUCUGAGCCUCAUAUUCCUCAUCCAACAGCAAUGGGGAUAAUACCUACCUCACGGAGUUGGUGUAAGGAUCAGGUGGACUAUUGUGGAUGAAAACUUGCACAGGCCAGACUUAUACCUAUAGGCUCUCAAUAAACUGUGGUUUUCUCUCUC
Molecule: messenger RNA, 1992 nt
Organism: Cavia porcellus (domestic guinea pig)
Lineage: Eukaryota; Metazoa; Chordata; Mammalia; Rodentia; Caviidae
Gene: Polr3d
Product: RNA polymerase III subunit D
Exons: 9
Coding region: 175-1374 (399 amino acids)
Biological process (GO): tRNA transcription by RNA polymerase III
Cellular component (GO): RNA polymerase III complex
Molecular function (GO): DNA binding
Source: RefSeq, a predicted model, not a curated record